CCUCUCCGAAACCAGUGUCCCUCUUCCCCUUCAGCACAAUCUCUCACACACUCUCCACCAACCACAGAAACACACACACACACAGAACCGUAGACACACACACACACACACAGAGAACCACGGACAGACACACACAGAGAACCACGGACACACACCAAGGAUGUCCAAACACUUACUCUCUCAGCUGGCCUCGUCCUUACUGCGAGCAUUCGGUUGCAGCCACGACACGAGCUCUGAGGCUGUUAUCCAAUGGCUGAGUGACUUUCAGCUGCAGGUCUACGCUCCAAACUUCAUCAGCGCCGGGUAUGACAUAGCCACCAUUAGCAGAAUGACCCCAGAGGAUCUCACGGCCAUCGGAGUGACCAAACCAGGCCACAGAAAGAAGAUGACAUCAGAGAUCAACAAACUCAUCGUCACCGAGUGGCUCCCUGACCAGAAACCUGCCAGCCUGGCAGAGUGGUUGUCAGCGAUAGGGCUGAGUCAGUACCAGCAGGUUCUGGUGCAGAACGGAUAUGAAAACAUUGACUUCAUCACAGACAUCACCUGGGAGGACCUGCAGGAGAUAGGCAUCAUGAAGCUGGGCCACCAGAAGAAGCUGAUGCUAGCUGUGAAGCGAUUGGCUGAGAUGCAGCGUGGCUCUGAGGGGCGGAGCUCCCCCAGGAAGAAGCCUCCACCAAUCACACAGCAGCAGGAAGUGAUGUCCAUAGAGAACAGGCCCCCUGACAACGAAGUCGUCACUUCUCCCAAGUUGUGCACCUUCCAGGACAGCGAGUUGAGCCCCGAGCUGCAGACAGCGCUGAUCCAGCCUAUCCCAGAGGUCAAGGGUCAGAGGACCCGCAGCCUCAGCAAGGACCCCGAGGAGGGAGUAGGGCCAGGGGGUAGAGGAGGAGGAGUGCCCCCUAAGAAGGAGGCUCGGACCAUGAGACAGACCAGCCAGGGGAGCCAGAGAGGCAGCGCCACAUCCAAACCUCGCCCACCCUCCCACGCCCACUCAAUGCCGGCACCCCCUUACACUCCCCCUCACACCCCCACCAAGAAACCCCUGCACUCCUCCACGUCCGCCCCGGGCCCCUCACCGCAGGCCAAACCCAAAUCCUCCCCACAGCUAAUACAACGAGAGAGGCCUGGUUCCCCCCGCUCUCACCCUCUGUCCAACGCACAUCGCGGGACUCACAACACCCAGACUCAGCCUGGUCCUCAGCCCCAGCCUGGUCCUCAGCCCCAGCCUGGUCCUCAGCCCCAGCCUGGUACUCAGCCCCAGCCUGGUACUCAGCCCCAGCCUGGUACUCAGCCCCAGCACCAACCCACACCUACUCCCCAAUCUCAGCCUACAGCCCACCCAACGGAGGAAGAGGAGAGGGAGAGGGAGAAAGAGAGGGGGAUUGAGAGGGAGAAAGAGAGGGGGAUUGAGAGGGAGAAAGAGAGGGGGAUUGAGAGGGAGAAAGAGAGGGGGAUUGAGAAGGAGAGCACCCUCCAGCCGCAGCCCAGCCCCCAGGUGUCUGUUCCCCUCCUAUGUCUGCCUCCGGAGGCUGAGGGGGGAGACGGGGGAGAGAUGGGUGAGGCGGGUGAGGCCCUCCUUAAGAAGCGAGCUAACAGUCUGAACCGCUACGCUGGGUCUGACGGAGAGGGGGAGGAGAGGGGGGGUGGAGGUGCAGGGGCGGGGACAGGAGUGGCCCCUCCAGGGAGGCUAUCAGGGGGCGGUACAGGUAAAUACGCCACGGUGACUCACCGGGUCAGCCGCAGCCACUCCGUACGCAACCAGGACAAGAACGUCAACCGCAGCCAAUCACAGUCCAUCGCCCUACGGCCCAAGAAGAAAGGCCCGCCCCCUCCGCCUCCCAAACGCUCCAGCUCAGCUAUCUCGAACUCCAACCUCGCCGACACACACACGCCGACACACACGCACGCGGCGGACGGGCUGCUGGGCGUGCCCUACAACCCCCAGCGACGGGCCAGCGACCUGGGUGUAUCCGUGGAGACGGUCGUCGUGGAUACGGGGAGCGCUGGCAGCGUGAGGAGCAUAGCGGCCAUGUUGGAAAUGUCCUCUAUUGGGGGCGGGGCCAAGGGCAUGGCUAUACAGAGAAACAUCCUGCAGCGGGAUGCGAUUGGUCUGGACGGGGAGGUGGUGAACCGUCGUAGAACCAUCAGUGGUCCUGUUACUGAGCUGGUCGCUGCAGCUAGGAGGGACAGACCGACCCCCGUACCCCUGUGUACCGCACCCCAACCCUCCCCUCUCCCUUCUACACCCCGGCUGCCUUCCUCCCCUCGCUCCCCCUCCUCCCCUCGCUCCCCCUCGUCUCCUCACCCCUCGUAUCCUCACACCCCUUCUUCCGGUAGUUCGGCCGAGAACCUUCCGUUUGCUGCUGAGAGGAAACAGACCGUGAAGAGGCAGAGAGGAGAGGGAGAGGAAGAAGGAGAAAUGGAGAGCGAUGGAGACGGUCUCCAUGGAGACGGCGUGUUCUCCCUUCCCCAGGAUGAGCUGUCCCGGGUCGACGCCACGGCAACCCUGAAACGGCGUCCCCGCUGCAACAAGCCUCACCACAACGGGUCGCGUUUCACCCUGACAGAGUCUUCCACCGUCAAGCGCCGUCCCAAGAGCAGAGACAAGGAGCCGGAGGGCUUCUCAGAGAGCGGCAUCGCAGACAUCACCGGGACCUCCAAGACAUGGGCCUCUAACACCGGGGCCUCUAACACCGGGGCCUCUAACACCGGGGCCUCUAACACCGGGGCCUCUAACACCGGGGCCUCUAACACCGGGGCCUCUAACACCGGGGCCUCUAACACCGGGGCCUCUAACACCGGGGCCUCUAACACCGGGGCCGUUCACACCGGGGCUGUUACCGGGCCGGAGCCGGGGCCAGCCGUACCGUACGAGAACGGCACCGCCACCGUUAAACGCCGGCCGGUGUAUGAGACGGGAGAAGCGGAGCCUAGUCCGAUCCAGGCGACGCCUCCUCUCAGGGACAGCUCAGACCUGGGAGGACAAGGGGUGGUGGCGGGGGGAGAAGGGGGAGGAGUGGUGACCCCUGUGAGGAAACCCAAACCCCCCGUCUCCCCAAAACCUGUCCUGGCUCAGAUGAGGAGACACUCCUCCUCUAGAAAAGUCCCCCUGCCUGGACCUGGCACCCCGGCAGCCCAGGUAUUGUCCUGCACUGGGAUUUACUAG
Oncorhynchus keta (chum salmon) is the source of this 3166-nucleotide messenger RNA. RefSeq names its product caskin-1-like. NCBI's taxonomy places the organism in Eukaryota, Metazoa, Chordata, Actinopteri, Salmoniformes, Salmonidae. The record is from RefSeq and is a predicted model, not a curated record. Gene Ontology annotation, molecular function: protein binding. The coding region runs from base 161 to 3166 and encodes 1001 amino acids. The transcript is spliced from 8 exons.